Sclerotinia sclerotiorum 1980 UF-70 is the source of this 816-nucleotide messenger RNA. RefSeq lists its product as hypothetical. The record is from RefSeq and is a predicted model, not a curated record. The coding region runs from base 1 to 816 and encodes 271 amino acids. NCBI's taxonomy places the organism in Eukaryota, Fungi, Ascomycota, Leotiomycetes, Helotiales, Sclerotiniaceae. The transcript is spliced from 3 exons.
AUGUCUUCAUCAAAUAGACCUUCAGGAUUAAUCGCCAAGUCUGGCAUCGAAAUUCUCACGGCGGGUACUCCAAAUGGUCACAAAGCAACAAUCCUUCUCGAGGAGCUCAAGGAAGCUUACGGAAAGGAUUAUGUCUAUCAACCUAUCAACAUUGGAGAGAACAUCCAAAAAGAACCAUGGUUUACCAAGGUUUGUCCCAACGGUCGUAUUCCUGCCAUUGUGGAUCAUGACCGAAAUGAUUUUGCCGUUUUCGAAACUGCAGCUAUCUUGACUUAUAUGACCCGUCAUUACGAUCCCGAACAUAAAUUCAGUUUUACCGAUCCGGAUGAUAUUAGUCGUGCUGAACAAUGGAUUGCAUGGCAACAUGGUGGUUUAGGUCCUAUGCAGGGGCAGUCAAACCAUUUCUACAGGCUCGCCAAAGAACGCAUACCAUACCCAACCCAACGUUACGUCGGGGAAAGUGAGAGAUUAUAUGGGAUUCUCGACAGCCACUUGAAAGAUCGUGAAUACAUCGUCGGUCCAGGAAAAGGCAAAUACAGCAUUGCCGAUAUCGCCAGUUUUGGCUGGGUCAACGUUUCCUACUUUGCAGGUGUUGAUCUCGCCAAAUUUCCCAGCUUAGAGAAAUGGUGGGAGCGAAUUAAUGCUAGACCGGCUGUGAAGAAGGGAACGGCUAUUCCGAGUGAGAGUAAAUUUGGCAAUGAGACUUAUCAGCGUAGACUUAAGGAAGAGCCGGAAUUCAAGGAGAGUGAGGAUAAGUUAACGGAUUUAGCUAAUAAGGCGAAGGAGCAGUAUGGUUAUAAAUAUGCAUCUCCAUGA